UUCUUCCCUCUUUUCACUUUUUACUUGAUUCACAAUGACUCCCAAAGCUUCCGACUUCCCUUCUGAAGAUUCCGACUAUCAAUCCGGCUUCGGAAACCACUUCUCAUCGGAGGCCAUAGCCGGAGCUCUCCCUCACCGUCAAAAUAGUCCACUUGUUUGUCCCCUUGGUCUCUAUGCUGAACAGAUCUCCGGCACCUCCUUCACCGCGCCUCGCAAGCUCAAUCACCGAAGUUGGCUGUAUAGGAUCAAGCCUUCUGUUACUCACGAACCAUUUAAACCAAAAGUGCCCAAACAUGACAAGCUGGUGAGUGAAUUCAGCCAGGUCAACAGUUCUAUUAACCCCACUCAAAUUCGAUGGAAACCUGUUGAUAUUCCAGACGAACCAACAGACUUUGUUGAUGGGCUAUACUCUGUAUGUGGGGCUGGCAGUUCAUUCCUUCGACAUGGUUUUGCCAUUCACAUGUACACUGCAAACAAAUCAAUGGAGAAUUGCGCUUUCUGCAAUGCGGAUGGCGACUUCUUGAUAGUUCCUCAAAAAGGAAGGCUGUGGAUCACUACUGAGUGUGGAAAAUCACAAGUGUCUCCUGGUGAAGUAGUCGUCCUCCCUCAAGGAUUCCGCUUUGCCAUAGACCUUCCUGAUGGCCCUUCACGUGGUUAUGUUGCUGAGGUUUUUGGUACUCAUUUCCAACUGCCUGAUCUUGGGCCGAUAGGUGCAAAUGGUCUUGCUUCUCCAAGGGACUUUCUUGUUCCCAAAGCUUCAUUCGAACAGGAAUCUCGUCCAGGUUACACAAUCAUACAGAAGUUUGGUGGCGAACUUUUUACCGCAAAACAAGAUUUCUCACCUUUCAAUGUGGUUGCCUGGCACGGCAACUAUGUCCCCUACAAGUAUGAUCUAAGCAAGUUCUGCCCUUACAAUACAGUUUUGGUUGACCACAGUGAUCCAUCAAUAAAUACUGUUCUGACUGCACCAACUGAUAAACCUGGCGUUGCUUUGCUUGAUUUCGUCAUAUUCCCUCCACGGUGGUUGGUGGCUGAACAUACUUUUAGACCCCCUUACUACCACCGCAAUUGCAUGAGCGAAUUUAUGGGUCUUAUUCAUGGAGGAUAUGAGGCAAAAGCUGAUGGAUUUCUCCCUGGUGGUGCAAGCCUUCACAGUUGCAUGACUCCUCAUGGUCCUGACACGAAGACAUACGAGGCGACAAUUGCCCGUGGCAAUGAUGCUGGACCACAUAGAAUAACAGACACCAUGGCGUUCAUGUUCGAGUCAUGCCUAAUGCCACGAAUCUGCCCGUGGGCUCUUGAGUCUCCGUCUGUGGAUCAUGAUUAUUACCAGUGCUGGAUUGGACUGAAAUCACAUUUCAUCAACAACCCAAAUGGGAAUUCGGAAACUGAACCAUAGAGUUGUUUAUCCAUCCGAGUUUACAUGAUCAUAUAAACCGGGAAUAAUGUUUUCCCAAAUGAAGUAGAUUUACCGGUAAAUAUCUUCUGCUUGUAGAUGAAGCUUGUGUACAUAGUCAUGAAGGGAUAAAGUAUAGCAGUUAAAUUUCAUAAAUAUUUUGAGAAUCGAGAAAUGUAUUCAUGAUGAAUGUAGGUGAAUAUUCAUUAUGAAUAUUUGGUUCUCAAAAUAUUUGAGGUUCUUAAAUGAACCUGUCCUUGGUAGAUAAAUAACGAUGAAGUAGACAUAAAUAAAACGUCUAAACUUAAAUGUGCCUA
Messenger RNA from Cynara cardunculus var. scolymus (artichoke), 1713 nucleotides. RefSeq names its product homogentisate 1,2-dioxygenase. The transcript is spliced from 9 exons. Bases 35 to 1399 code for a protein of 454 amino acids. Gene Ontology annotation, biological process: L-phenylalanine catabolic process. Gene Ontology annotation, molecular function: homogentisate 1,2-dioxygenase activity. Gene Ontology annotation, cellular component: cytoplasm. NCBI's taxonomy places the organism in Eukaryota, Viridiplantae, Streptophyta, Magnoliopsida, Asterales, Asteraceae. The record is from RefSeq and is a predicted model, not a curated record.